CAGAACUCUGUGAUUCCACUCCUGAAUUUUUAACGCUGUUGUGGAACUUUACUUUGCAGGCGGGUUACUGUGGCACCAGGCUUCUGUUACACCGGCACACAGAGCCAGAGAGCGGCUCCAGAGCAGCUCUGUGGUGGAGCUGACAGGACACUUGCAGGCUGCCUGGUCCAUCGUGUCCUGAUGCCGUAGAACCAUGACCCUGAAUACCCAGAAGGAAGUCUUGCGGCGGAGAGGCAGCACUCCAGUCCGCCCGGUGCAUUUGCACCAGCAACCAUUGUGGACUCAAGCCAUUGCUGGCCAGACCCGACCCCAGCGCAGCCACCCUCCUUUGGGACAGUCGGCCUCAUACCAUCCAGGGGACAAGUCGCUCCACUACCGGGUCCAAUGGAGCUCAGACUCGGACGACGACUCCCAGAGCGACUCGGACAGCAUCUACAGAGUGGUCUUACUAGGCGACCAUGGCGUCGGGAAGACCAGUCUGGCCGAAAUCUUUGCCGGGAUCACAGAGAAAGAUGACCAACCAGCAGAAUACUCGUUUGAGCGAACGCUGACAGUAGAUGGAGAGAAGACCACGCUCAUCGUCAUGGACACCUGGGAGAACGACAAACCGGACGGCGGCAGCAGCUGCUCGCCGGAGGAAUGUCUGAAGGUAGGAAGUGCUUACGUCAUCGUCUACUCCGUCACUGACCGCGCCAGCUUUGACUCGGCGGCGGAGCUCCGCAUCACUCUGCGGCGCGCUCGUCAGGCCGACAACAUUCCCAUCAUCCUCGUAGGCAACAAGAGCGACCUGGUCCGGUCCAGAGAGGUCGCCAUAGAAGAGGGCAGAGCGUGUGCGGUGGUCUUUGACUGCAAGUUCGUCGAGACAUCUGCUUCGCUACACCACAACGUGGCAGAGCUCUUCGAGGGCGUGGUGCGGCAGAUCCGUCUCCGUAAAGAUAACACUGAGGUGGUGCAGCGGCGGCGGUCCGUUUACAAACGUAAAGAAAGUCUUUCCCAGAAGGCUCGGCGCUUCCUGGACAGACUGGUGGCGCGCAACAAUCAGCGCAUGGCGCUCAAAGUGCGGUCCAAGAGCUGUCAUGACCUCGCUGUGCUGUGAGGGACACCUGCCCGACUAGGGGGCGCCGCUGUCCAACACUACUAGCUUGCAUUUACAGAUGACUUCUGACCUUCAAAUGGACCAAUUUUUUUUGUUUGUUGGUUGGUUUUUGGGACUGUCACUUCUGCUUUCCAGGGUUUUUUGUCACGCUGAAGAAUAAAAUUUGACAAUUUU
Synchiropus splendidus (mandarinfish) is the source of this 1270-nucleotide messenger RNA. RefSeq names its product RAS (RAD and GEM)-like GTP-binding 1 (gene rem1). Gene Ontology annotation, molecular function: GTPase activity; calcium channel regulator activity; GTP binding. Gene Ontology annotation, biological process: negative regulation of high voltage-gated calcium channel activity. Gene Ontology annotation, cellular component: plasma membrane. Bases 194 to 1096 code for a protein of 300 amino acids. Lineage: Eukaryota; Metazoa; Chordata; Actinopteri; Syngnathiformes; Callionymidae. The transcript has 5 exons. The record is from RefSeq and is a predicted model, not a curated record.